AUGGGCAUGGAUCCUAUGAACCAAGCUAUAGCGAAGAAUGCGCCUGACGGAUCUUUUAUGGACAAAUCAUUCGCAAGAGUCACGCAAAUACUUGACAAGAUGGCAAAUCAUAAUCAAGCUUCGCAUUCUGAGGAUACCUCAGGCGGAAUUGCAUAUGGUUCUCCUUCCUUGACCAACUUGAUCAAGGAGCAUCAAGAGAGGGACCAAAUAAUUGCAGGGCUGGCCACAAAUGUAAAUGUGUUGACGAAAAUGCUCACGGAAAGUCAAACAAAAAAGGUGAAUGUAGUGGAGGAUGUACAACCCAUCUCCAGCGAAGAGUUUGAAGAAGCAAACACAUCAACAACCCUCAAGGAGGGUAUCAAAGACAACAUUACCAGGGUCAGGGGAAGCAAAGUCAAUGGAGGCCUAACCCGCAAGGGCAAGGCAACCAACAAUGACGACAUGACCAAGGGUCAAUAUUCAAGUCAAUGUUCUUCUAGUGAAUCUAUGUUGGAAGCUAUGCUUGAGCGAGUGUUGCAAAAUCAAGAAAAAUCCGAUACUUCAAUGAGGAACAUGACCGAGGUUGUUGGGUCUCAUACUGCCUCCAUCCAAAAAUUGGAGAUGCAAAUGAGAGACCUCUCCAAAGAGCAAAAUCCAAAACAAAAGGGAACACUCCCUAGUGACACGAUUGCAAAUCCAAGGGGUAGUGGGAGUGGCCCAACUUCUCACAUCAUGGCGAUCACUACUAUGAGUGGGAAGGUGCUACACGGAGAGGGUGAACUAACAGAUGAAGUAGAAGAGUCAAAACAAGGGGUUGAGGUUGAAGAGCCAAGUGUUGUCGAGGUUGAAAAGAUUCCGGAGGAGUUGUCCUUACAAAAAACUCUUCCAUCUACUCCUAGACCUCCUCCCCAAUUUCCUCAGAGGCUCGCGAGAAAGAUUGAUGAUAGAAAACUUGAAAUUUUUUACGACAUUCUCAAGCAAUUAACAGUGAAUAUUCCAUUUGUGGAAGCUUUUCAAGAGAUGCCGGGGUUUGCUAAAUAUUUAAAGGAUUUGAUCACAAAGAAGAAGACUACAAAGAAUGAAGUAGUAAAUGUAACUCACCGGAUUAGUUCCAUCAUUGCAACAUCUAUAGUUCAAAAGAAAGAAGAUCCGGGAGCUUUUUCCAUCCCUUGUAGUAUUGGGGCCCGUGACUUUGCAAGAGCCCUUUGUGAUAAUGGGGCUAGCAUCAACCUAAUGCCUCUUGCCAUCUAUAAGCAAGUAGGGUUAGGUAUGCCAAGACCCACUAGUAUGAGAUUGCAAAUGGCCGAUCGUUCAAUCAAACGCCCGGUAGGAGUUGUUGACGAUGUUCUUGUGAAAGUGGGAAAGUUUCAUUUGCCCGCCGAUUUUGUAAUUCUUGAUUGUGCGGUUGACAAAGAAAUCCCUAUCAUUUUGGGGAGACCAUUCCUUGCUACGGGGAGAGCACUCAUGGAUUCGGAAAGAAAUGAGAUCAAAUUCCGAGUAAAUGAUGAGGAAGUUACGUUCCAAGCAAGCAAGGGCAUGAAGCUACCCCAUGAGUAUGAGAACAUCUCGGUGCUAGAUGAUGUUGAUGAAAUCGAGGAUGCGGUGGAAGUAAAAAUGGAAGAAAAAUGCCUCGGUGAGGCAUUGGUGGCUAUUUUGGUGAACUUUGAUGGAGAAGAUAUGGAAGGAAAUAUGGAAUCGGUGAAUGCAUUGGAGGGGCUCGGAACUUACACUUAUGCUCCGGCCAAGUUUUCUCUCGACUUGGGGAAUAGAGCCACUCGGCCCGCAAAGCCUUCUAUUGACGAGCCACCACAACUAGAGCUCAAACCGCUCCCACCACACUUGAGGUAUAAAUUUCUUGGCUCCAAUGAUACUUUACCCGUAAUUGUUUCUUCUUUGUUAAAUGAUGUGCAGGUGGAACAAUUGUUGGAAGUCUUGAAGGAGCAUAGGCAAAGCCAUUGGAUGGACAAUUGCGGACAUCCGAGGGAUUCCCGCGGGAAUUUGUGA
Messenger RNA from Nicotiana attenuata, 1983 nucleotides. RefSeq lists its product as uncharacterized. The transcript has 3 exons. The record is from RefSeq and is a predicted model, not a curated record. Bases 1 to 1983 code for a protein of 660 amino acids. Lineage: Eukaryota; Viridiplantae; Streptophyta; Magnoliopsida; Solanales; Solanaceae.